AUGUGGUGGGAAAUUACGCUCUGGUCUUCGUUGCUCGCUGCUUCGACGGCCAUUCCCAGCGCGAGGCAACGUCGCGACUCGAUUUACUCCACUUCCUCUUCCUCGGUCUAUAGAGCGUUCCCUUAUCCCCAACUGGUUCGUUUUGCAAACGACGAAUGCCAGACCGAAUCUGGCUCUGCCGGUACGUGCUACACCUACCAGGAGUGCGAGGAUCUGAAAGGGCAGAUCGAGGGAGAGUGCGCGGAUGGCUACGGAGUCUGCUGUUUCCUGACGUACCAAUGCCGGGAAACUGUCCAUCACAACGUUUCCUACUUCGUGCCCCCAUCGUAUCCGAACAAGGAGGUUCAGGCCAACGUGUGUCCUCUGAAGAUCGCCUACGAAGCGAAUAUUUGUCAGAUACGUUUAGACUUCACCCGAUUUGAUAUUCUCGGUCCGAAGGACGGUGAUUGUCGAGAUGAUCUCUUCGUCGUCAUGGGAGGUAACUCGAACCAUAAAGUUCCGACCAUAUGUGGAGAGAACGACAAUCAACACAUCUACAUCAAUGUUGACACCGUGGAGGGCCCCGUCGAGCUGCAGAUGAUCACUGGGAUCACCCCGUACGCUAGAGAUUGGCUGAUCAAGAUAUCAAUGAUCGCGUGCGACUCCUCAUACAAGGCGCCCGUAGGCUGCGUCCAGUAUCUCACUGGAAUCACUGGACAGCUGCGAAGUUUCAAUUUCUAUCAGAGGGACGAAGAUCGUCAGGGUUAUUUGAAUGGAGCGGAUUACGCCAUCUGUCUCCGUCGGGAGAGGGACAUGUGCACGGUGACGUACUCUGUGAGGAUCGAGAAAGACGGCCCCGAUAUCGAGUCUGGAGCCAACGAUACUUCCCGGGUCUCAUCAUCUGGUACCUCGACCGAAUCAUCUCGUGAUCAUGAACACGCUCUUGGAACAGGAAUUUUCGGAAUAGCGACGUCGACGUCGGAAGGGAAACCGAUCGAGUUGCAAGCAGCUGCAGGACUCUCAAAAUGCACUGGGGAUUAUCUGGCGAUUCCCGGUCUAGAUCGUUUCUGUGGGGGCGCCUUCAAUCUGAAUUCCGGUAGCCGUGAAAGUCAGUCUGUGACCGUGAAAAACUCCGGACCCCUCAUGAUUCUGUUCAAGUCGGAUAAGGCUUUCAAUGGUCGCGGUUUCAAUAUCAACUACCAACAGGGACCCUGUACACCAGUGGUAGCUCAAGCCUUCGUCUAG
Molecule: messenger RNA, 1224 nt
Organism: Galendromus occidentalis (western predatory mite)
Lineage: Eukaryota; Metazoa; Arthropoda; Arachnida; Mesostigmata; Phytoseiidae
Exons: 1
Coding region: 1-1224 (407 amino acids)
Source: RefSeq, a predicted model, not a curated record